GCCAUCUUUGCCGACCCCAACGACGGCGUCCACUACAAGCGACGCUCGGCCGCCAACGCUGGGGCGGGCCGCUACGCGGACGCCCUCGCCGACGCAAAGGUGGCCGCCGACCUCGGGUCGAAGCAGGCGCCGGCGGUGGGCGCGGACUGCGCCUGCCAGCUGGGUGCGGUCCUGUGCUGCCUCGGGAAGCUGCAGGAGGCGCUGGACGCCUACGACCGCGGCCUCAAGCUGUUACCUGGACACGUGGGCUGCCAGCAGGGCCGGAACGAGGCCCAGGCGGCGAUGGAGCGCAGAGGCGCCGGGCUGCUCGAACGCGGCGCGGACGACGUCGAAGCGCAACGCCUGCAGACGCUGCCGGUUUCGGAGGACGCCCUGGGCAGGGGCUUCGAGGUGGUCAAGCUCGUGGUGGGCUCCCGCGAGGAGCCGCUGUCCUUCUUGGUGUCCACCACGACCGUGAAGGAGGUGAUCAUCACGCCCGCCACCUGUGCCGAGCUCGGCCUCCCCAUCUCGCGCGAAGUGGUCCUCAAGGACGUCCGUUUCGAGGGCGGCGGCCUGAUUGGCAACAUUAGCGGCUGCCAGGUAGCGAACUUCAUGCAGCAGGCCACCGCGCAGACUCUGAGCGGCGCUGCGGUGCACGGCAUGGUGGGCUCGGGCGGCUCUGGCAACGACGCUCCCAUGGUCAACGGCUUCGACGAUAGCGACGGGAUCAUCGACGACUCCUGGGCCGACAGCCUGCCCGUCCGCGGGCCGCGUUGGCCUAGGAGGAAAUGCGAGGGCAUGAGUGUCGCGGUGGUGGCUGCUGCUGGCGCAGGCGGUUCGGGCUCUGGCUCGGCCGCUGCGACGGCCGCGCCUGCUGACGCGGCGCUGCCCCUCGUGGGCGCCCCUGGCGGGGCGGCGGCGGCGGAGGCGGCGGAUCCAGCUCGCGGAGCUGGAGGAGCUGCUGGUGCUGCGGGGUGCGGCCUCGGGUGCGACGGCCAGGUCGACGGAGCCGCGCGGCGGCGGCGCGGGCCCAGGCGUCCUCGGGCGAAGGCGGCGGCGGAGCUGGGCGCGGCGCUCGCGGUGGCGGCGCCUGCUACAGGCGGAACUGCGGCCUCGGAGGUCGGCCCGGAGGAGGUCUUCGCGGUUGCCGACGGCGUCCUCCGCCAGGCGGCUGACUACGAGCCUCGGCUCAGCGAGCAGCUUCGGCAGAUGCUGGAGUCCGUGAGCUGGGGACCUGCUCGGCGCAAGGCGGCCUUCGUGAUUAUGUUCCUGCUGUGCAGCCAGGAGGUCCUCGCCGCGCGCAGCAACAUCAACCUCGAGCUCGGUAUCCAGGCGCACCUGCAGUCGCUCGGCAGCCGAUCCUCCAGGGGGCCCCGCGGCGCCUCGGGCGGCCCGGGCCCCGCGCCCCCCCGGGAGCAGGCGGCCCGGCGGCGCGGGGCCGAGCUUGGGCCGGACGCCCUGGGGAGGCUGGAGGUGGCCCUGGACUCCGUGCUCGAGAGGGUGUCCGAGUGGCACCAGAGCGGCGGGAAAGAGACGUCGCUGAUGGAAUUGGAGGUCCACCUGAGCAGGUCGGGUCUAUCCACGUUCAAAGAGGAGGACCUCAGUGAGGCGCGGCGCGAGCUAGAGAGGCACAAGGCUGAAGGCGGCGGGGUGGAGAACUUGAACCUGUUCUUGUGCAAGCGCACGCGCGCGAACGGCUACACGGACGAAGGCUGGCUGUUCCAGGACCGAAAGAUCGAGGAGGGGAGUUUCGAGGUGAAGUGCACGAGCCGGGUGAACGUCUUGCACAGGGGGACGGUUGAAGACAAAAAAGGUUCAACUGUCAAGGAGGAGUUGAUGAUCCAGGGAGUAAACGCGCUCAAGGCCCACACGAAAGAGGAGUUUGAUAGCAAUUUCCCGAUCCGCCUGAAGGUCUGCAGGGCCAGGGGCGGCUGCAACCGGCCUCUCGGUGAGAGCCGUAGGCUCGUCGAUGCUGGUGACGACGUAUUCGGGAACGGAGGUCUGCACACAGAAAUCCCCAUUCCCGACGGCCAGGCCGAGAACCUCUGGCGGGAGUCCCACCAGGAAAGCCACCUGUACGCGGUGUGCUACGACCAGCAAGACGAGUGCGAUGGUGUGAUGUGGACGCCGAAGAAUUUUGAUAUGUGCAAUGGGUGGUUCGAGGCGGACGACGCGAGAGCGACGCUGGGCAUCAUCGGCGAGGCCAUCAAAUCUGGCAGCUGGAUGGACUUCUGGAAGCCAGGGCCAGGACCAGCAGGCGGAUCGAAGAAUGACCUCGGCCCUGUGAGCGAAGACUUGGCGGGCCAGGCAGGUAUCGAUGGGGAGGACUUGUCCAUGGCGGACGGGCUCAAGGGUGGCGUUCGCGAGCACAGCGGGUGCCCCACGUCGGACUUCAUGGUCCAGCAGGAGAUGGAUUCGCUUUCCGAUAACAAGGACAGAAACCCUCCAAGAGGUGACCGAUGUGCUUCGCAGUUAUGA
Molecule: messenger RNA, 2457 nt
Organism: Prorocentrum cordatum
Lineage: Eukaryota; Dinophyceae; Prorocentrales; Prorocentraceae
Source: the annotation of a GenBank genome assembly